Messenger RNA from Paramuricea clavata, 3849 nucleotides. NCBI's taxonomy places the organism in Eukaryota, Metazoa, Cnidaria, Anthozoa, Malacalcyonacea, Plexauridae. The record is from the annotation of a GenBank genome assembly.
UGGACAUAAUUGCAAUAACGGGGAAAUCCUUUUGCUUGUAGAUUCAUAAGAAUCUUGAGUAACCACGCAUGUUAUAUUAAUUUUAUUCAGCAACACGGUCUGUUUGUCAACAUUGGCAAUUCGGAUGUGAUAAUGGUUACGAAUGUGUGCAUCGAUAUUAUCUUUGUGAUGGAAGGAAUCAUUGCUCUGAUGGUAGUGAUGAAUGGUAUUGGAACUGCGGUAUGUUCUAAUUUUAUUAUAAAAUUUGGCAGACAGAACAUGUUAUAAUUAUCUCAUUUGACAGAGACACAUUUUUUCAAAAGUUAAAUUGUUGAUUUAUAAUUGUUAUAGCAAGUUCAACCAGUUCAUCAAUUCAACCUUCGUCAACAGGUAAGUUUAAUGCAAGCAUCUUUAAUAAUCUCUUCUUUAGUAUUUUAUUAGCUGUUAAUUGUCCACUGUCGGUUUUCCAUCUGUUCUUCAACGUUCACGUUCAUAUGUUCCAGCUCCGUAAUGUUUCUGAACGUCUCCAUCUUCUCAUCGUCGUUUCGUCCCCCCUUCUCCAAUGUUUUUAGAGUGUAGUUUUAGGUCUGUUCAAAGCGGAUAAAGAAUUGGGGAGGGGGUUGAUAAUUGUAAGCAUACAGUGUUGGGUAUCUUGCACGCAUCUACUCACAGAAUUUCAUCAACUUUGUUCUUAAAGCCAUAUGUGACUAUAUGUCUCGCACUAAAUUAAAUUGUCAAGUAUUAAAGGUUAUAUUUUAAGCUGACUUUUAUAUGAGGAAUGUUGAAAAUUGAUCUAAGAGGACAUGAGAAAACAGGAAGUUGCAGCUUUUUCAAGAAGGUUAACCUUUUACUGAUGAUCAAAAGGGCCCGGCUCAUCAGAAAAUCAUGCUUCACUACUGGAGCAAGCAAAGGGCCUAUUGGGGUAAAUGCCCCUGUAGUUAUACAGGGUGUAUAAAAAAAAAACUGAACAGAUUUGAAAUUGCUCUCAACUUCGCAAAACAUCUAUUUGUAUCCGGUUUUUUAUAUAUAUAGCUUCUUUGGGUACUUAUAAUGUAGAAUGAUGAAAAAAAUUUCUUGAACUCAAAUUUUGUGAACCAGGGGGUGUGUCUUUUCCAACAAAUUAAUAAUGGCUCGAGCACAAAAUUUAAAAGAUGUAAUCAUAUUUUGAGUUAAACGAUGGAAAAUUUGCCGGGUUUUUAAUUACUAUACAAACUUUCAGACAAUUUGGUUUAGUUUAAGCCCUUUAACUAUUCGGGCAAAGUUACAUUUUUCCUAAAAAUCAGCUUUUCGCAUGCUUAAUGCAUUUGCCUAAUUUGCAUAUGUCAGCAAUAUGCAAAUUAGGUAAAGGCAUUAAUUAAGCAUGCGAAAAGCUGAUUUUUUAGUAUAAAAUAAAUAGUUAAAGGGCUUAAACUAAACCAAUCAUGUGAAAAGAGUCUGUCAAGGUUCUGCCGUAAGUCGUGGGUUUUCUCUGGGUGCGCCGGUUUUCUCCCACAGCACAAGCUGACAGGGUGGGUGAGGAUAAACAGAUCUCAAUUGUUGUAAAGAUAAAUAGUCUAGGUUAAGUCAGUAACAUGAGCGUAAUACUUGAUGUAAUCGGUCACUGAAAAUCCCCAGAAUGGGAGGUAGCUGAAUAAUGUAAUGAAGGAUAUUUUAGCGAAUUUCUUGUGUGUUUUUUGAUGAACUUCAUGAGCUGCUAGUCGUCGUCAUCACAAGUAAAUUUUAAUCUGCUAAUAUACAGUAAGGGAAGCGUUAAUGUAGGAUUUACUGUUAUUAGGAACAAACAGGCUGUAAGACUAUAGAAUAUUAGAUUCUCAAAAUUGAACAACAGGCAGGAAUGGACAUAAUUGCAAUAACGGGGAAAUCCUUUUGCUUGUAGAUUCAUAAGAAUCUUGAGUAACCACGCAUGUUAUAUUAAUUUUAUUCAGCAACACGGUCUGUUUGUCAACAUUGGCAAUUCGGAUGUGAUAAUGGUUACGAAUGUGUGCAUCGAUAUUAUCUUUGUGAUGGAAGGAAUCAUUGCUCUGAUGGUAGUGAUGAAUGGUAUUGGAACUGCGGUAUGUUCUAAUUUUAUUAUAAAAUUUGGCAGACAGAACAUGUUAUAAUUAUCUCAUUUGACAGAGACACAUUUUUUCAAAAGUUAAAUUGUUGAUUUAUAAUUGUUAUAGCAAGUUCAACCAGUUCAUCAAUUCAACCUUCGUCAACAGGUAAGUUUAAUGCAAGCAUCUUUAAUAAUCUCUUCUUUAGUAUUUUAUUAGCUGUUAAUUGUCCACUGUCGGUUUUCCAUAUGUUCUUCAACGUCCACGUUCAUAUGUUCCAGCUCCGUAAUGUUUCUGAACGUCUCCAUCUUCUCAUCAUCGGUUCGUCCCCCCUUCCCCAAUGUUUUUAGAGUGUAGUUUUAGGUCUGUACAAAGCGGAUAAAGAAUUGGGGAGGGGGUUGAUAAUUGUAAGCAGACAGUGUUGGGUAUCUUGCCCACAUCUACUCACAGAAUUUCAUCAAUUUUGUUCUUAAAGCUAUAUGUGACCAUAUGUCUCGCACUAAAUUAAAUUGUCAAGUAUUAAAGUUAUAUUAUAAGCUGACUUUUAUGUGAGGGAAUGUUGAAAAUUGAUGUGACAGGACAUGAGAAAGCAGGAAGUUGCAGCUUUUUCAAGAAGGUUAAUCUUUCACUGAUGAUCAAAAGGGCCCAGCUCAUCUGAAAAUCAUGCUUCAUUACUGGAGCAAGCAAAGGGCCUAUUGGGGUAAAUGCCCUGUAGUUAUAUAGUUAAAAAAAUGCCCUGUCUGUGCAUCAAUUCAACAUUUGUUAGCAAGUAAGUAUAAGUAUGGGGUUUCGCUGGCGCAGUUGUAAGUGUAAAUGCCUUUCACAUCUGAGAUCGUGGGUUUGGUUCUCUCUUCGUACUCAUGUGAAAAGAGUGUGUCAAGGUUCUGGCGUAAGUCGUGGGUUUUCUCUGGGUGUGCCGGUUUUCUCCCACAGCACAAGCUGACAGGGUGGGUGAGGAUAAACAGAUCUCAAUUGUUGUAAAGAUAAAUAGUCUAGCUUAAGUAAGUAACAUGAGCGUGAUACUUGAUGUAAUCUGUCACUGAAAAUCCCCAGAAUGGGAGGUAGCUGAAUACUGUAAUAAUGUAAUGAAGGGUAUUUUAGUGAAUUUCUUGUGUGCUUUUUGAUGAACUUCAUGAGUUGCUAGUCGUCGUCAUCACAAGUAAACUUUAAUCUGCUAAUAUACAGUAGGGGAAGCGUUAAUGUAGGAUUUACUGUUAAUAGGAACAAACAGGCUGUAAGACUAUAGAAUAUUAGAUUCUCAAUAUUGAACAACAGGCAGGAAUGGACAUAAUUGCAAUAACGAGGAAAUCCUUUUGCUUGUAGAUUCAUAAGAAUCUUGAGUAACCACGCAUGUUAUAUUAAUUUUAUUCAGCAACACGGUCUGUUUGUCAAUAUUGGCAAUUCGGAUGUGAUAAUGGUUACGAAUGUGUGCAUCGAUAUUAUCUUUGUGAUGGAAGGAAUCAUUGCUCUGAUGGUAGUGAUGAAUGGUAUUGGAACUGCGGUAUGUUCUAAUUUCGCUAUCAAAUUUUGCAGACAGGAACAUGUUAUAAUUAUCUCAUUUGACAGAGACACAUAUUUUCAAAAGUUAAAUUGUUGAUUUAUAAUUGUUAUAGCAAGUUCAAGCAGUUCAUCAAUUCAACCUUCGUCAACAGGUAAGUUUAAUGUAAGCAUCUUUAAUAAUCUCUUCUUUAGUAUUUUAUUAGCUGUUAAUUGUCCACUGUCGAUUUUUCAUCUGUUCUUCAACGUCCACGUUCAUAUGUUGCAGCUCCGUAAUGUUUCUGAACGUCUCCAUCUUCUCAUCGUCGGUUCGUCCCCCCUUCCCCAAUGUUUUUAG